CUGAUUUGCGUAUGUGUAGCGUAAAUUCAUGCGUUUAAGAUGUUUCAAAAGUUUAUCGAUAUUAGAAAGGGAUAUGAAUAUUGGAUAUGUCAGUGAUUCGAUUAUAAAUCGAGAGAUCGAAACCGCAUUGGAAACGUUUAUACGAUAUAUGUACAAUAAUACAUAAAGAUCGCAUUACACGUAAAAUAAAAAUUGCGUAUCUUAUAUUUCUUAAAACAAAAGACAGUAUUAUAUUUAUAUUUGUUCAAAAAUGUCGAAAAUAUUUACGCCAACAAAUCAAAUAAGAUUAACUAACGUUGCCGUGGUUCGUAUGAAAAAAGCAGGAAAGCGAUUUGAAAUUGCUUGUUAUAGGAACAAGGUUAUCUCAUGGAGAAAUAAACUAGAAAAAGACAUCGAUGAAGUUUUACAAACACAUACAGUAUUUAUAAACGUUUCAAAAGGUCAAGUAGCAAAGAAGGAAGAUCUUGUAAAAGCUUUUGGUACGGAUGAUCAGACAGAAAUUUGUAAAGAGAUUCUCACAAAAGGAGAACUUCAGGUUUCUGACAAAGAACGGCAUUUGGCUUUAGAUUCUAUGUUUAAAGACAUUGCUACGACUGUCGCUAACAAAUGUAUAAAUCCAGAAACUAAACGUCCAUAUACAGUAACUAUGAUAGAAAAAGCCAUGAAGGAUACACAUUUUUCAGUAAAGCCAAACCGAAAUGCGAAACAGCAAGCUUUGGAUGUAAUUCCUCAAUUACAGACUAUAAUGCCAUUAGAACGAGCUCAAAUGAGACUCAGAGUUUUAGCCUCAGGUAAGGAGGCUAAAAAGAUAAGAGAUAAAAUAGUGAAGUCAAUAACAAAAUUAGAGACAGAAGAAUGGGAUAACGGAACGUUAAAUUUGAUUUGUUUAAUUGAUCCUGGACAUUAUAGAGAGAUAAAUGAAUUAGUAACAUCUGAAACUAAAGGUUCUGGAUUAUUGGAAUUACUUAAUUUAAAAGAAAUUGUUGAGGGGGAUGAAGUUUUGGAAUAAAUAAUUAAUUUUAUCGAA
This is a messenger RNA of Bombus terrestris (buff-tailed bumblebee), 1027 nucleotides long. It is a transcript of the gene Sbds, whose product is annotated as ribosome maturation protein SBDS. The record is from RefSeq and is a predicted model, not a curated record. Lineage: Eukaryota; Metazoa; Arthropoda; Insecta; Hymenoptera; Apidae. The transcript has 2 exons. Bases 251 to 1009 code for a protein of 252 amino acids. Gene Ontology annotation, biological process: ribosome biogenesis; cytosolic ribosome assembly.